AUAUAAUGAGUAAUGACAGAUGCCCGCCGCCCCUAAUUGGAACUACACUUCACUGCCGGCGGUUUCUGGCGCCGCAAAAUGGCCUCCUUCCUCCGUACGGCUCGGAAGCUCGCCUCUUCAUCCUCGCAGUACGGCCACCUGAAAUGGCCACCAUCCACCACUCGAAAUGCUGCUGCGUCUCGCGCGCCGCCGCGUCCCCCGAUUUCCGACAACAGCAGUAACCUCUUCGCCGGGAAAACCAACGGCGUUACGAGAAUGUUGCCGUGCUCUGCGCCAAUCUCCAGUAGCUACGACCGCAGAUGGAGAACGAGAAGGGUUGGUGUGAGGAAGGGAAACGCCGCGGCGGUGGAGUUAGCGUUGAACUCAGUGGUUAAGGUUUUCAGCGUUUUGUGCAGUCCCAACUACUUGCUUCCAUGGCAGAACAAGUCUCAGCGUGAAACCAUGGGUUCUGGGUUUGUGAUUCCGGGCAGGAAGAUUCUCACGAAUGCUCAUGUGAUAGCUGAUCAUUCGUUUGUGCUUGUUAGGAAGCAUGGUUCUCCCGCCAAGUAUAGAGCAGAAGUUAAAGCUGUUGGUCACGAGUGCGACUUAGCUAUACUCGCUGUUGAGAGCGAAGAGUUUUGGGAUGGUAUGAAUCCAUUGGAGCUUGGAGACAUCCCGUUACUACAAGAAGCAGUUUCUGUUGUGGGAUAUCCUCAAGGUGGUGACAACAUUUCAGUCACUAAAGGGGUUGUCUCUAGGGUUGAACCUACACAAUAUGUUCAUGGUGCCUCCCAGUUGAUGGCGAUACAGAUUGAUGCAGCCAUAAAUCCAGGGAACAGUGGUGGCCCAGCAAUUAUGGGCAAUAAGGUUGCUGGAGUAGCAUUCCAAAAUCUUUCAGGAGCUGAGAAUAUAGGUUACAUUAUACCUGUACCUGUAAUAAAGCAUUUUAUAUAUGGUGUAGAAGAAAAAGGAAAGUAUACUGGAUUUUGCUCUCUGGGUUUGUCGUGCCAGCCAACUGAGAAUGUUCACCUCAGAAACCAUUUUGGCAUGCAACCUGACAUGACAGGGGUGCUAGUAAGCAAAAUUAACCCACUUUCAGAUGCACACAAUGUUCUGAAGAAAGAUGAUAUUAUACUUUCAUUUGAUGGAGUGCCUAUAGCAAAUGAUGGUACAGUUCCUUUCCGAAAUAGAGAGCGGAUAACAUUUGAUCACUUGGUGUCUAUGAAGCAGCCAAAUGAAAACGCAAUAGUCAGAGUUUUGCGGGAUGGGAAAGAGCAUGAACUUAAUAUCAUUCUCAGACCUCUCCAACCCUUAGUUCCAGUUCAUCAGUUUGAUAAACUUCCAAGUUAUUACAUUUUUGCUGGUCUGGUAUUUGUUCCGCUAACUCAACCAUACCUUCAUGAGUAUGGAGAAGACUGGUAUAAUACAUCACCUCGUCGUUUGUGUGAACGAGCCCUGAGGGAAUUGCCCAAGAAAGCAAAUCAACAACUUGUGAUCCUAUCUCAGGUUCUUAUGGACGAUAUCAAUGCUGGAUAUGAGCGUCUUGCAGAACUACAGGUUUUGAAGGUUAAUGGAACAGAGAUUGACAACCUAGAACAUUUAUGUCAACUUGUUGAAAACUGUAGCACAGAGAGCGUGCGAUUUGAUUUGGAAGAUGAUCGUGUCAUUGCCUUGAACUAUGAAGUCGCAAAAGUUGCCACUUCUAGAAUUUUGAUGCGUCACAGAAUACCUUCAGCAAAGUCUGUUGACCUUAUUGAUACACAAAAUAGUUCACAAUCUGAACUAGCUUCCCAAUGUUGAGACUCUUAACAAAUAUUAUUCAUUUAGGUAUCAUUGCGUGAUAGUUUCAAUGCAAGGAUCAGAUUGAUAUUUACUUGGCAUUGUCACACACAAGUUGAGAAUUUUCAUUUGUGCUAUAUGAUUAUAUGAAUUUCUAUCCCCAUUUACCACAACGGGGUAUUUGCUCA
Arachis duranensis is the source of this 1946-nucleotide messenger RNA. Its product is annotated as protease Do-like 10, mitochondrial. The record is from RefSeq and is a predicted model, not a curated record. Bases 79 to 1779 code for a protein of 566 amino acids. Gene Ontology annotation, biological process: proteolysis. Gene Ontology annotation, molecular function: protein binding; serine-type endopeptidase activity. Lineage: Eukaryota; Viridiplantae; Streptophyta; Magnoliopsida; Fabales; Fabaceae. The transcript has 8 exons.